Rhipicephalus microplus (southern cattle tick) is the source of this 1751-nucleotide messenger RNA. RefSeq lists its product as uncharacterized. The record is from RefSeq and is a predicted model, not a curated record. Gene Ontology annotation, molecular function: nucleic acid binding. Lineage: Eukaryota; Metazoa; Arthropoda; Arachnida; Ixodida; Ixodidae.
AUGUCCCUGGCCGUCCACCUUUCCAUCCAGGCAGCGGACCUGGCAGAACAGCUGGCCGACCAGUUUUCUGCGAGGCACCUGCUCGAGUACUACAACGACAUCUGGAGCAGUGGGGUCCUACCAGAGUCAUGGCGCACUGCGGUCGUCACCCCGAUCCUGAAGCGGCGGAAGAAAGCCAUGGCCCUCUCCUCGUACACGCCAGUCUCUCUCACCUCAGCACCCUGCAAUGUGCUGGAGAAGAUGGCCUUGGAGCGACUCGAGUGGAUUGCUGGCCAACUUGAGUUCUUUCCGGAACAACUGACUGACUUCAGGCGCCACCGGUGCACAGCCGAUUCCAUUUCCGACGUCGUCGCCACCCUUGAGGAUGCCAAGAGCUGUGGUGACGUGGCGAUGCUGCUCCUGCUAGACGUGGAGAGUGCCUUUGACAGUCUCCCACACGAGGUCGUCGAGACGUCUCUGGACCGACUUGGCGUUCACGGGUGCCUCCGCAGCUUCGUGACUGCCUUCCUGACCGGCAGGACCUUCCGGGUUCGAGUUGGCAAGGAGACCAGCAAACCCAGAGACACCACCGCAGGUGUACAACAGGGCUCCGUCCUGAGCCCCUUCCUGUUCAACCUGGCGAUGGCAGGACUCCCCACUUCUCUUCCGACAGGCACCAGAUUCGCAGCCCACUGCUCUGUCUACGCCGACGACGUGACACUAUGGGCCCGGGGACCCAGGCGGUCCAUUCCAGCCAUCAGGACGUCACUGCAGGCGGCCCUGGAUGUGGUGUCCACCUACCUGAGUGGCAUCGGACUCAAGGUCUCCGCAACCAAGACCGAGGCCCUGCUGAUCCACCCGCUGGCCGCAGCACGACGCUACGUGAAGCAGCUGAGGGUCGGCAACCACAACCUGCCUUGGAAGCUGACAGUACGGCGAGUCCAGGGAGCCAUCAGCAAGCUGCCGCAGCGUGGAUACGGCUGCACAACCAAGCUGGCGCUUCGACUCAACCAGGCUUCAGCGUCCUCAGUCCUGCUGUACGCCUUUCCACUGGUAGACCUGACGCCUGCCAGGAGACUGGACCUGGAGGGACAUCACAGGAGAGCAAUGAGGGACAUCCUGGGGCUCCCCAGGUACUCCCCUGUGGCAGCGACCCUGGCCGAGGCUGGAGAGUGGCCCCUGUCACUGCACAUGCUCCAGCGUGCUCUGGGGCACGUAGACCGCCUACACCGUGCUGCCGACAGCAGAACCCUCCUGGAGCGACUUCGCAGCCAGUCGAGGUCACGGAUGGGUGGUCUCUGUGCACUCUACCACCAGAUGGUCCCGGACCCGCCAGUCCCGGUGGCCCCUCCACCACCCCACCACCAGCCUGAAGUCCACCUGUACCUGGACGGGGUAACCAAGCGCCGAACACCUGCUGCAGCACUGCAACAGGCCGCCGUCUCCAAGCUCCAGCAGCAACUGGCAGGGCGGCUCCAGGUCUUCACUGACGGAUCCGUCAUGCCAGACGGUUCAGCGGCGGCCGCCUGCGUCAUCCCAUCCCGGGCCGUCAGCAGGCAGUGCCGACUGCCCUUCCCGGCGAGCUCGACCGCUGCGGAGCUGGCAGGGCUACACCUGGUGGUGGACCUGCUGGCCGAGGACGUUCCGGCUCAACCGGUCGGAGUCCUGUGUGACAGCAAGGCAGCCCUGCAGACACUGGCCAACCAUCGCCGUGCCGGGCUCACGGGGAGUCUCCUGGCAACCAAGUACCGGGCCCUAGCAGCAGCCGGGAC